UCCUGUCCAUUAUUUUUGGCACCACAUUAACUCAAAAGAAUUUGCUUACAUAAACAUUUCCAACCUAAUCCACAAAUAUUCUAAAACGAAAUAUAUUUCACAAACUAAAUGCCAACAACAAUUCCAAUUCAGCUUGAUCAGUAGUUGAGACCCUUUUGUCCUACUAAACCACUAGGACUUUCGUCAAUACUAUUUAACCCCCAUCUAUUUUUUUGAUUACAUAAAAUUGUUCCUAGUAAUAAUUUUUCUCUCAGACAAUUUAUCAAACAUAUAAUAGACAUGUCGGAUACGGCUAUUCCGGAGGCUCCGCCGGCUGCCUCUGCCACUGCCACUGAACCGUAUGAGGUGGACGAAUGCCGGGGAGUCCUCCGAGUCUAUAGCGACGGCUCAAUUGUCCGGUCCACCAAACCAAGCUUCGAAGUGCCUGUAGAAGACGACGGCUCUGUGCUCUGGAAGGACGCCUUUUUCGACCCAGAACGCAAUCUUCAGCUCCGGCUAUACAAGCCGGCUACAGCGACGUCGUCGAAGAAGGUCCCGAUCUUUUACUAUAUUCAUGGAGGAGGGUUCUGCAUUGGCUCACGUGCAUGGCCCAAUUGCCAGAACUACUGCUUCAAGCUGGCUAAGGAGCUUGAAGCGGUGAUCAUAUCUCCUGACUAUCGGCUGGCGCCGGAAAACCGGCUUCCGGCUGCUAUUGAAGAUGGGUUCAUGGCAGUGAAAUGGCUUCAGGCCCAAGCCGUGGCUGAGGAGCAGGAUACAUGGCUCACUGAUGUAGCUGACUUUGGCAGUGUGUUCAUUUCGGGUGACUCGGCUGGUGGAAAUAUAUCUCAUAACUUGGCGGUUAAGCUUGGAGCCGGCUCACCUCAGCUGGCGCCGGUUAGAGUAAAGGGCUAUGUUCUUCUGGCUCCUUUCUUUGGCGGGACUGUGGUUACCAAGUCCGAAGCUGAAGGGCCAAAAGAUGCAUUCUUGAAUUGGGAGCUCAGUGACAGGUUUUGGAGGCUAUCAGUACCAGCUGGGGAGACUACUGACCAUCCACUAAUAAACCCAUUUGGACCCUUAAGCCCCAACCUGGAAAUAGCUGAUCUUGAUCCCAUCCUAGUGGUUUGUGCAGGAAGUGAUUUAUUGAAAGAUAGGGUUGAGGAGUAUGCAAAGAAGUUGAAAGGCUGGGGAAAGAAAGCUGAGUACGAGGAAUUUGAAGGACAGCAACAUGGGUUUUUCACUAUAAAUCCCAACUCUGAAGCUUCCAAGAAGUUGAUGGGAAUCAUUAAACAGUUUAUUACUGAAUAUGCUGCCUAAGUACUCAAUGUUUAAUGAGCCUUUUCAAACGAAGAAGAAAAGGAACAGUUGAGGCCUCAUUUGUGUUUAGCAAUUGUACGUCUUUCUGUUCAUGUCAUCAUGUGUUCCGUAAUUGCUCAAAUAAUAUCUCAUGUUACAAAUUUGUGCCAA
This is a messenger RNA of Coffea arabica (coffee), 1443 nucleotides long. RefSeq names its product strigolactones hydrolase CXE15-like. Gene Ontology annotation, molecular function: hydrolase activity. The record is from RefSeq and is a predicted model, not a curated record. Lineage: Eukaryota; Viridiplantae; Streptophyta; Magnoliopsida; Gentianales; Rubiaceae.